AUCCAAAUUAACUUUCAGGAGUACAAAAAAGAGAUAAAAGCCGCCACCAUUUCAGAGGUUUUUCCAUUGUCGUUUUCAGCACUCGAAACACAAAAUCAAAUUGAGCACCCACCAUGAAGUUCCUGAUCCUUGCCCUGUGCGUGGCAGCGGCUCUAGCCACCAGCCCUGACCUGGACCAAGAAUGGCAGAUGUGGAAGGACAACAACCAGAGGAAGUACGAGGUUGAAGAGGAGGACUACCGUCGAUUCGUCUGGGAGUACAACUACAAGGUAGUGACCGAGCACAACCAGCGAUACGCCCUGGGCCACACCACCUACACCAUGGCCAUGAACCAGUUCGCUGACCUGACUAAUGUUGAAUUCAGAAAACAAAUGAAUGGCUACCUCACGCGAAAAGUCCCAACGAAGCAGUCAAAUGCCACGACAGUAACCACCGACCUCCCAACUACCGUGGACUGGCGCACAAAGGGCUACGUCACUCCCGUGAAAAAUCAGAUGCAGUGCGGGUCGUGUUGGGCCUUCAGUGCCACUGGUUCCCUGGAAGGACAGACCUUCAAAAAGACCGGCAAACUGCCGAACCUGAGCGAGCAGAACCUGGUAGACUGCGCCAAGGAUCCCAAGUACAACUGCAACGGCUGCGAAGGGGGAACCAUGCAAGGCGCGUUCCAGUACAUCAGCGAUAAUAAGGGAAUCGAUUCCGAAGCAUCGUAUCCGUACACAGCCAAGGAUGGGACUUGCCACUUCAGUCGUGCCAACGUUGCUGCAACAGACAGUUCGUAUACAGAUCUACCAAGCAUGGAUGAAAAGGCCCUACAGACGGCUGCAGCAACCAUUGGACCAAUCAGCGUGGGCAUUGAUGCCAGUCACGAGUCCUUCCAGAUGUAUGAUGGAGGUGUUUACGAUGAGCCAGCAUGUAGCCAGACUGAACUGGACCACGGUGUGCUUGUUGUUGGCUACGGCGCACUAGAUGGCAAAGACUAUUGGCUGGUUAAGAACAGUUGGGGUCCGAAGUGGGGCCUGAAGGGCUACAUCAUGAUGUCUCGUUUCAAGAACAACCAGUGCGGCAUCGCGACUGACGCCUCCUAUCCUAUAGUUUAAAUCAGUGCAAUAAGCUUCUGUUUCGACCGCAAUAUAAAAACAUAAAAAAUAAAGCAGCUUUCAAUAACCAGCUAAGAUAUUCUCGCAAAUUUUGCUUCCUCUGUACUGCUCUCCUUUCAGCAUUGAAGCUAUAUGACAACAAAUUUAAUAAUCCAAAGCUUUACUCUCUCGUUAUUUACUAGUAACAAAUUAGUUAGCCUAGAGAAAACAGCAAUACAUGUACUACUCUAUACUUAGAGAAUGCACCGAUCUUAUACUCGGCUCUCAAGAGUUCAUUGUAUCAAAUUUAUUUAUUGACAAAAUGUAUCUGUAUAAAACGUUGAAAACCAAAAUGACAAAAAUUGGCUCUCUCAGAUAGAAUGAAUUGCAUUUAUUUUACCUUGCAAGGGAUGCAAGUCAUCCAUCAAUAUGCAAUUUUGUAAAAGUACCAAUUUUUUUUACAUACUUUGUACUCAAAUCAGUAUUAUUUUGUGAAUGCAUUGACUUACCUUAAGUCUCCGGGUAGGAAUGAAGUGUGUCGUUGAUUGUGUUUCUUUGCUGUAUAAUAUCAGAAUAUUUAAAACGAUACGAAUACUUUUCUUUGUAGUAAAAUAUUUUGGAAGAUAACUGCAACCUUGUAUCACAAAAAGUUUACCUUUUUGAGGAGGGGAGGAGUUUUCACAUUUCAUUAAUCUAGAAGAUGUAUUUAAAGCACAAUAAUACACAGGUAUACUUUGCUACCCUUUCCCCGCGUUCUGGAAAUUUUUCAGAAAAUUUGAC
Molecule: messenger RNA, 1856 nt
Organism: Patiria miniata (bat star)
Lineage: Eukaryota; Metazoa; Echinodermata; Asteroidea; Valvatida; Asterinidae
Product: procathepsin L-like
Exons: 7
Coding region: 114-1097 (327 amino acids)
Cellular component (GO): lysosome
Molecular function (GO): cysteine-type endopeptidase activity
Source: RefSeq, a predicted model, not a curated record